AUGUGGCUGAGGAAUCAGACGUCUCUGGCAGACUUCAUCUUUGAAGGGCUCUUUGAUGACUUUCCAACCCACCUUUUCCUUUUUUGCCUUACCAUGGUGGUCUACCUUUUUGCACUGGGUGGCAACACCCUCACCAUCCUCCUCAUCUGUGUGGAUCAUGGGCUUCACACACCCAUGUACUUCCUGCUCAGCCAGCUCUCCCUCAUGGGCCUGAUGCACGUCUGCACAACCAUCCCCAAGAUGGCUACCAACUACCUGUCUGGCACCAAGUCCGUCUCCUUCUUAGGAUGUGCCACCCAGCACUUCCUCUAUUUGUCUCUGGGUGGUGCUGAGUGUCUUCUGCUAGCUCUCAUGUCCUAUGACAGGUAUGUUGCCAUUUGUCAGCCUCUGCAUUACAAAGUGCUCAUGAGCAGGAAGGUGGCACUGAUGAUGGCCCUCACCUCAUGGUUGGGGGCAUCUCUGAACUCCCUAAUUCACAAAGUCAUCUUGAUACUCUUUCCAUUCUGUGGGACUCAGAAAAUACACCACUUCUACUGUGAGUAUCCAGCUGUCGUGAAGUUGGUAUUUGUUAACGUCACUGUCUAUGUGUCCACAGUGUUCAUCAGCACCAUCAUACUUCUCCUCCUCCCCAUCAUCCUGGUUUCUACAUUCUAUGGCUUCAUCCUGCACAGUGUCUUUGAGAUGCAUUCAUCUAGGUUUAAGAGAAAUAUCUUUGCCACUUGCAGCUCCCAUCUCAUUGUGUUGUCUCUCUGGUUUGGUGCCUGCAUCUUCUCAUACGUGAGGCUUAGGUCCCAGCACACUCCACUGCAAGACAAAGUUGGUUCUGUGUUCUAUAGGAUCAUUACUCCCACUCUGAAUCUUCUGAUUUAUACUCUCUGGAAUACAAAUGUAGCUAAGGCUCUGAGGAGAGUGGCAGAGACCUCUCCCAGUUUGCACAGAUGGCACUACCAGGGAGAUGACUGCAUGGCAUGCGAAGAUUUGGAUAGAUAUGUUGGCGGUGGUUCACAGCCAAUUCGGCCUUCACCUCUUCCCGGGGCCAGGAAACUGGGAGCUGGGCCUGCCCUGGGCCCACCAAACAGUAGGGGCACUGCAAUAUACACUGGAAGAGGAGUCACAGACUAUGACAUCAUCAGGAUUGGUGAUGCCAGCUCCUAA
This is a messenger RNA of Ictidomys tridecemlineatus (thirteen-lined ground squirrel), 1155 nucleotides long. RefSeq names its product olfactory receptor 2AE1. Gene Ontology annotation, molecular function: olfactory receptor activity; G protein-coupled receptor activity. Lineage: Eukaryota; Metazoa; Chordata; Mammalia; Rodentia; Sciuridae. Gene Ontology annotation, biological process: G protein-coupled receptor signaling pathway. The record is from RefSeq and is a predicted model, not a curated record. Gene Ontology annotation, cellular component: membrane.